GUACGUUCCCUUAUGCCUCGCCUGUCGCUACGCGCUCUGACACCUAGACAUUAUAUCAUAAUCGUUUCUGUUCUCUCCGGGCUACUUCUGGUCAUCAUCCUACCCACCGUCCUUACCCGUAACAACGACGAUUCUGUCUCUUCAGAAAAUAGCUCUCCUUCCGCUAGCGCAACCCAGACCAAUGGUCCUUCUAAUCUGACUCAAAACCUCAUCCCCCCAACAAGCGCUGUCAAUUGUAGUGAUAUUCAGUGUGAGAUCGGGGUCUUGACCCAACGGCGCCUUUCCACUAUAGUGGGCUCUACAGAAAAUGCCACUUUUCUCGGUACUUGGCUAUCAACACUCGGUGCGGAUGGUCGCUGGGCACCAUCCGAAAUUGAUUACACUACUGGAUGUAAAGCUCAGAUGGCCAACUGGCCAGCGUUGGUUCAUUGGCAACGUAUUGAAACACUCGCUGCCGGAUGGCACGGAAGUCUGGCCUCUGCACAGCAGUUCGCUGGGAAUACUGACUUGCGAAAAUCCAUUUCAUCUGCAAUGAACGCGUGGUUCUCCGACGACUUUCGUAAUUUGGCGUGCUUAGAUGCAGGCGGUAGUGCGGGUUGUCCGUGUGACACGCCUGGCUUUUGGAACAGGAAUUGGUUUAGUAAUGUCAUUGCACUACCCACACUUGUUGGGCAGGUUUGUUUGCUUCUCAACGACACAUUGCUUCAAUCCGAGUUGGAUAGUUGUGCGAGGAUAACUGGCCGCGCGUUCUCCACGUUCUCCACCGGCAUACCCGUUCUCGGACCCAUCACGGGAGCCAACACGCUCGAUAUUGCUAGCGUCGGCAUCGACAAAGGGCUUCUCACGAAAAAUGUUUCCCUCCUCUUCGACGCAUAUAAACGAGUUCAUGCUGAGAUCACUGUUGAGAAUCGCGUCAAAGCUGAUGGUAUCAGAAGUGAUGGGUCAUUCAGUCAACACGCUGGAAUAUUGUACAAUGGCAAUUACGGGAAGGAUUACGCAAGCGACGUGUUGAGCCUUGAGAUCUCGGCAGCGGGAACGCAAUUUCAAGUAAAUGACGAGGCUCAGGAUGCUUUCGAAACUCUUAUGGAUGGAGGACAAUGGAUGAUCUAUCGGAACAUCUUCAGCAACGUUCUCCAUUGGGACUUCAGCGCGUUAGGACGUUUCAUCACGUUCCCAGUGGCCGAUGAUCAAGCAACGGCCAAUAUACAAUUCAACGUCACUGAACUAGGAAUUCUAGCGGCGGAAUGGAGCUCAGAUACAUUGAUGGAUGUAUUCCUCGCCUUGAGUCAGAAUACAACCGAUGCCAAUGCUGGGGGUCUCACAGGGAAUCGCAUGUUCUAUGCGAAUGACUACAUGGUUCACCGAGGACCCGGCUAUAUGACUAGCGUGAAAAUGUUUUCUAGCCGAACACAAAACACUGAAUGUCUCAAUGGCCAGAACCUCGCUGGUUUCCACCUUAGCGAUGGAACGGUCUAUACACACCUGACGGGUGAUGAAUACGAAGACAUUCCCGCUGCUUGGGAUUGGAACCUCAUUCCUGGCAUCACAGUAGACUAUGGCGCAACCCCCCUUGAUUGCGGACACAGCGGGAAUACCGGUAGCUCAGCGUUCGUCGGCGGCGCUUCUGACGGUCGUGCUGGGGUAGCCGUGAUGCAGUACCAGAACCCUGUCACGCAGAGUUUGAGUUGGAAGAAAGCGUGGUUCUUCUUCGAGAAUGAUGUUCACCACGUCACUGUUGCGGACAUUUCAUCGAAGACGCAGUCACCAGUCUUCUCCGUGCUUGACCAACGGAAGCACAACGGAGACGUCCUCGUGAAUGGUCAAGCGCAAGGAACCGGUAACUAUUCCAAUAUCACUUCGCUGUGGCAUGCUGGUGUCGGAUACACAUUCAAUACUGCCACUGAUCCCAUUUCACUAUCCCUCAACCUCGGACCACGGACGGGACAGUGGUCAUCUAUUGGUAUAUCAAAUCAACCUCCGGCGACCGUUGAUCUCUUCGCAGCAUGGUUACACCACGAAGACCUUAGUAAAUCAAUAUCAUACACUGUCUUUCCUGCAGUCACACUUUCCUCUUUCCAAUCCAAAGCCUCCUCCACUACUGUACAGACAUUGCAAAACGACAAAUCCGUCACCGCCACACUUUCCGGUUCUGUUGCUAUGAUUGUCUUCUGGAACUCAGGAGGCGGGCAGAUUGAUGUACCCUCACUCGAGGGAGGUGCAAUCACGACGAGUUCGUCGAGUAGCGCCGUCGUCAUCAUACGAUUAGAUACUUGGGAUAUCACAGUUGCUCACCCAAGCCAGACUUUAACUACAGUGACGCUCAAUUUCUCAGUAAAAUCUGGGAGCACUCCAUCUCGUUGGGGAUCUUCCAAUAGCAAAGACAUGACCUUCAAUUUGCCGACUGGCGGCACCGCAGGGGACAGCGUGACCAGGAACCUGACAUGACCCUUCUCCUAGUCCAGUGAGCAAUAUCUCAACUUGUUAGUGAGACACCUCCUGAUUCACUAUCAGCUGAGCUACUACAUACAGCACACGAGACCGAGCACACCAUCUGCAUAAGCAUCGCAUCUCAGCGUUCCAGAGGCAUUUUGACCGAUACCCAAUUGCCAAGUUAUCCACGCAACGGCGACGUUCUGCAGCUGGCGUCCAGAGGACCGUCUACUCGUCCAAGGUUGUGCCGCGCGUUGGUCAGGUGGUGAUUGCAGACAUUGUAGACCUCAUUGGACUGAAAUGCAUUGACGCUACAGACUCCUAAUGCACAUUGCAGCUUCUGAUAUGUAUGGACUGUUAUACGAAUAGAGCAUGGACUUUGACCGAGGAUACGAAAUUCAUGGAUAUGGGCUCUCUUGCUUGUACAUCUGGCACGGACUUUGCUGGCUUCUGGUGCGUCGUCACGGUAGUAUAUAUGUGGUCUAUGAGUGCUCGAUACGGGCCGACAUGUCAGUCAGACUUUGACAGCCCAUAUGGACGGUACCCUGAAGUCGAUUUGAAACGCCCGCACAAAGUACGAUAUUUCCUAUUUUCGUUGACAAACCUCAUUC
Somion occarium is the source of this 3041-nucleotide messenger RNA. The record is from the annotation of a GenBank genome assembly. Lineage: Eukaryota; Fungi; Basidiomycota; Agaricomycetes; Polyporales; Cerrenaceae.